CACAACACCAUGUCCCGACCCAUUUUUCUUCCCACGAAAAUUCUCCGAAGUUUGUGAUCACAAAGAAGAGGAAAACGUAGAGAGAGAGUGAGAUUCAAGCUUUGUGAUUUUAAUCAGUUGCCGGAAAAACAUCACACAAUUGUAACAAAAAAGAAACGAACAUGGCUCCGGCGAUGUCGAAACUUGCCGUUAAUGACCCCACUGGUUUUGAACUAAGUCAUAGAGAUCACUCAAACAUUAAGCAAGAACGUUCACCGACGGAGUUUCUUAUUGCUUGCAAGAACAAUGUGGUGGAGUUUGUGAGACAGGCGAUCCAAAAACGCCCAGAACUCGCAAGGUCCAGAGACAUCAAUGGUUACACUGGCUUGCACUUCGCUUGUGAAAAUGGGAACAUCGAGAUCGUGAAGGAGCUGGUCAUGUUUGACUCUCAUCUGUGUCUUCUGAGGGACUGGCACGGUAGAAUUCCUCUUCAAAUUGCGGCGAUCGUCGGAAAUUUAGAAGUUCUGAAACUGUUAGUCAAGGAUUGUCCAGAAUCUAUUACUUUAGAGUCUGUUACUCGGGUGACCCUUUUCCGGGAAAAUACUUUUCACUUGGCCCUGAAAAACGAUCGGUGGGAGUUCUUUAAAGUGUUGAUGACAGAGAUUGAGAAGCUCAAGUUGGACCAUGAGGACCUUCUGAACUGCAAGGACAACAAUGGCGACACAGUCCUCCAUAUUGCAUCCGAUAAGGGGCAAACUGAGAUAAUAAGUUUGUUGCUCAAGGACAACACUAAAAAAGGGCCUUUGGUGCAAGUAGACUCAAAGAACAACGUGGGCCACACAGCCUUACACCUUUAUUGUCAAACUAGUUCUUGUCUGACUAGUUCUGGAAGGUAUAUCCUCCAACUCUUCCAUGAAGCUGAAGCCCAGGAGAGAGUUCCAUUGCAAUCUCAAUCACCACCACCGAAAUCCACCACUAUGGACAGGCUGAUGCGGGCUAGGAUAUCCAUUGAAGUAGUUGCUGUGCUUGUGACUGCUUCAAUUUUCUUUGCAGGGGUUGCUUAUCAAGCUCUUCCGAGUUAUGGCAAUGUUUUCCCACUAGCUCAACAGGCUAAAAAUGAUACAAUCAGUGUUGUAGGUAUCCUCUCAGAUCCAGGUUUAAUUCCAGAUGGCUUCUACUUCAUCCUAUCCAAUACGGUGGUGUUUGUCUUGAGCAUGGUGGUGAUACUGGUGGCGAUAUGGUUACUGGACAGCCCAUGGUCAUUUAGUGUUAGAGUAGUUACGCUUUUUCUUGCAAGCACAAUUUCCUUCGCAUAUGCACUUAUGGUGAAGAGGAUUGUGCCUCACUUUUUCAUUAGUAUCAUUGGCUCUUUGAAGGUCUCAAGCUUUUUGGCUGUGUGGUUAUUUGAUCUAGCUUUCAUGAUCCUUUUAUUGGCAGUGGUGCUCUGCUCAUAG
This is a messenger RNA of Ilex paraguariensis (yerba mate), 1433 nucleotides long. NCBI's taxonomy places the organism in Eukaryota, Viridiplantae, Streptophyta, Magnoliopsida, Aquifoliales, Aquifoliaceae. The record is from the annotation of a GenBank genome assembly.